Molecule: messenger RNA, 4105 nt
Organism: Salarias fasciatus (jewelled blenny)
Lineage: Eukaryota; Metazoa; Chordata; Actinopteri; Blenniiformes; Blenniidae
Product: SH2 domain-containing protein 3C-like
Exons: 12
Coding region: 100-2355 (751 amino acids)
Biological process (GO): positive regulation of peptidyl-serine phosphorylation; small GTPase-mediated signal transduction
Molecular function (GO): guanyl-nucleotide exchange factor activity
Source: RefSeq, a predicted model, not a curated record
CUCACAUCAACACUUCCUGUUUACUGCCUGAGUGAAGCUCACGUCGAGCCGCGGCGUCAAGAAGGAGACUCCUCUGAAAACUACUCCUGCUGAUGAACCAUGAGCAAAAGAAAACUCAGUUUCAAAUGGUUCGGGAGCCUCACCAAUCUCUCCACUCGCCGCUCCAAAGACAAAGAUGACAAGGCUCAGUCAUCAGACGUGGACGGCGUGGAGCCGUGCCGCCACCCGUCCAGCUACGCCCGCUCCUGCGACAUGUACACCCACGUUGGCACGGUGCCCCGCUGGGAGCGGCAGAAGAAGAAGUCCCUGCGUGGUGGGCAGAGCCAGCGGGAGGCGGGGGAGUGUGUGAGAGCCUCCCCCCUGCUCAGUGCCCUGUCCGGCCUCAGCGGCAGCAGCAUGGAGCAGCCUGAGCCGGCCUCUGCGGCACCUGUCCGGCCCCUUCCAGAGGACGCCGUCACCCAGCGCCGGGCCGCCACGAGCCCGCACGCCGUGGCUCGGCCUCCAGCUGCCUCAGCGCAGGAUGUGUACGUACCGAUGGACCCCAUCGCUGACAGAACCACCAGCCCACUGGACAGCACUGAGUGCGAGACCGGCUCCCAGGACCAGGACCAGGACCAGGACCAGGACCAGGACGAGGACCAGGACCACUCCCACACACGUCAGAACGGGUCGAAUCGAGGAGGAGAAUACGUCAAAUUCUCCAGGGAGACGUGGUGGCUGCAGCCGCCGACGGAGACGCUGAGGAAGCAGCUGGAGGAGGAGCUGAAGCUGAGUGAACACGAUGUGAGGAGCCAUGCCUGGUACCAUGGACCCAUCCCCACAGAGGUGUCAGAGAGCCUGCUGCUGAACCACGGAGACUUCCUGGUCAGAGACUCCCAGAGCAGCCAUGGCGACUUCGUCUUGAGCAGCUGCUGGGAGCAGAAGACCCUCCACCUGCCCAUCAGGAGGACGGUGGUCCCGUCCACUCACACUUACCCCCGGGUGCAGUACAGCCUGGAGGAGGGGGAGGGAGAGGAGGGGGAAGCCUUCAGCUCCUUACAGGCGCUGGUUCACUUCUACGUGGGCGGCCGUGCGGCACUGACACGUGGCGGCGGGGCUCAGAUGGUCCAGCCGGUGAACCGGACUCUGCCGCUCAGCUACCUGGAAACAGUCUUCAGGAGUCCUUCCUCUUCCCACCACCAGGGGGCAGAAGUGGGGCUGAGCCAGGAGACCUUGCAGAGUCCCCUGGACAAACAUACUCCACCGUCCAGCCGGACCUCUUCUCCAAACACCACACGCCCGAGCCCGCACAGACCCUCCUCGGACCACUGCUACACGGAGCUUUGUCCUGGUCCUCAGAGCUACGUGGACAGGCUGCAGGCAGAAGACGGCGUCCACCCGCUUCGGACGGAGGAUGGAGACGUGUACUUCUCACCAGUGAUGGAGACGCUCUCAUGUUUCAAACCCAGCAGGUACACGUCAGCACUGAUGCCCCAGGACAACAAGCCUCUGGAGGUGGGCAUCCUGCGCAGGGUGAAAGAGGUGCUGGCGGACGUGGACCCCCGGACGGCGGCCAAACAUAUCACCAAAGCGGACUGCACGGUGGCCAGAAUCCUCCAGGUGACUCCGGAGGUGCAAAGGAUGAUGGGAGUCAGCUCUGGGCUGGAGUUGCUCACAUUACCGCAUGGCCAACAGUUGAGGUUGGACCUUCUGGAGAGGUUUCAAACCAUGGCCAUCAUGUUGGCCGUGCACGUGCUGGGCUGCACGGGGACGAGUGAGGAGCGCGCCGGGCUUCUGCACAAACUCAUCCAGGUGGCUGCGGAGCUGAAGAGUGGCAUGGGCAACAUGUUCGGAUUUGCUGCUGUGAUGAGAGCGCUGGAGCUGCCGCAGGUGUCCCGGCUGGAGCAGACGUGGACCGCCUUAAGACAGCGACACACGGAGGGCGCCAUCCUCUACGACAAAACACUUCGGCCUUUUCUGAAGGGAACAGAUGCUGGAAGAGAAAGCUUCCCAUUGUCCAGCACCACCUUCCCCCAUAUGGUCCCCCUCCUGUCUCUGCUGGAGAAGAGCGGGGCAUCUCAGGACACAGAGCCCUGGGACAGCGGGGACGCUGGGGUGGAUGUGGUCAUGUUCCACCUGGGGGCAGCGAGGACCAUCGCCCAGCUGGGGGGCAACUACCGCUCCAAUGCUGAGAGCAAAUUACAAGGUUUCCAGGAGCAGCCUGAAGUAAUGGAGCUCUUCCUCACAGACUUCCAGAUGAGGCUGCUGUGGGGCAGCCGAGGAGCCGAGGCCGACCAGGCUCUGCGAUACCACAAGUUCCAGCAAGUAUUGACGGCUCUAUCCAACAAACUGGAACCCCCCAUCAGUAAACCCUGAGCCUGGAACUAGCAGUGAAGACCCAGACAUGUGUCAGGCCUCGCUCCAGGACUUCCUGUGGGACUUGCUCCGGGACUUCCUCCAGUAGCACUUUUGUUUCCAUAGAUAAAACACCACAGGAGCUACUCGGGACUUUUCCAGUCCCUCCAAGUUUCUCUCAGAAUUUGUGAACAAUGAAAUGUGUGUGUCCAUUUGAGCCCUGUCAAACCUUCAGCCAUCUGGAGACAUGUCAGUUCAUCCUGUAUACGUCCUUCUAAUUCAUUCUUCCUUCCAACAAAUGUUGGAAAACACAUCUUAUUUCAUUAUGGACUAAAAUGUCCAAUUCCUAAAAAGUGCAUUAUAAUGUAAAUGUAAUAUGUGUAGUCUUGUUUUGUUAAAACCUAUGAUUAAAUUCAGCCCUGAAAAAAAUAAUAUUGACUAAUAGUCUGGAUUUUACCUUUUGAAUCCAGUGAGAUGCUGAUUAUUUUAGUGUGUGAGUGUUCAGUUUAAAUGAUUACUGUUGUUCACAGUAUAAGUUUGUAAAUUAAAUAUUUAUUGAUAAAUCUGAGGCAGACUAAAUAUAAUUUCAGUUGAAGCGGAAGGUUUAGAAAGGUGACAGAGCUGCACUGAGCUUCUUUCCUGUCUCACUCAUCAUGUUUCACUGUUCCAUGUCUCUCUCCACCUCUGAGUGUCAUGUCUCAUAAAUUUAAAAGAAAUGCUAAAUGUAGAUUUUUCAGCUUUUAAUGAAGACUUACAUGUUUUUUUAUGACCAAGAGAGGCUAAUUUCCUGAACAAGUUUUAUUGUCAAUUACUAGUGAAUAUUCGAGACAAUUAAAUAUGUUUACAUUUUAUAUAUUUUGACUGAAAGUCCAGUCUGGUUUCAGUAAAUGAGCCCCAGCACUUUGUUCCAUUCAACUUUACUAAUGAUUGCAAUAAAUUCAUUUUAUCAAGAUCAUCUGAGGAACCACGUGUCCUUCCCUCAGUGGGUGGAGCUUCAGUAAUGUCCCCCGCCCCUCCUCACGCCCCGCCCACCAAGGAGCCAGGAUUGCCCCCUCCUGUACCCGCCCCCUCAGUCCUAUCUGUGGCAGCGUUCGUCCUUCCUCUUUCCACCUCCUCCCUGUGGAAACCAGCCAUAAGAUGAAAAGACGAUCCAGCCGGUUUUUUUUAAAAUCAUUUUGUUAAACAAUACAAAGAGAACAACAAAAAACACAGUCAUUAACGUACAUAAAACGAAAAAAGUCUGUGAGUUUCAUCAAAACAAUGUAAAGCAAGGUGCAAAGACAGCUUUCUUAUGAUUUGAACCACUAAUUGUUUUAAUAAAUAAUUUGGUUUCCUUUUCAAAAGCAAGAAAAGAAAGUGUUGAGUUACUAAUUGCACCUUCAUUAAUUUUUCCCUAAAACAAUUACUGCAAACCAGACGUUAUUUUUUCAUUAUUAUUAUAAUUAUUAAUAUUGCAGUUCAUCUUCUUCUGAUUAUUAUUAAAUCCAGUCAUGUGACAUAGCAACACAAAGUUACAGCGCUACCAUGGGGAAGAAAAAAAAGGCAAAAAAACCCUUCAACUAUCCAUUUAUAUAUGAUGUCACGUGCUUUGCAACAAUGUAUCAGUUUUAAAUGAUGUCAUCAUCUAAUUUGACCUAUAUAUGCAAAUGAACAGCUAUGCAAAUUAGAUGAUGAUGUCGUCAGAACUUUCUUGAAUGAGCAAUUGUAACAAUGUAUCAGUUUUAAAGCGCCAUUGUUUUGUUUUAUUUUGUUUUGUUUUUACAAAAUACAA